Molecule: messenger RNA, 5983 nt
Organism: Mastomys coucha (southern multimammate mouse)
Lineage: Eukaryota; Metazoa; Chordata; Mammalia; Rodentia; Muridae
Gene: Tmem271
Product: transmembrane protein 271
Exons: 1
Coding region: 467-1591 (374 amino acids)
Source: RefSeq, a predicted model, not a curated record
AGUUCCUAAGGCGGCGAGCGCUGGACGCUGCAUUGGCAGGGGGAGGGCAGGAAGGCGGAGACUUAACGAGGGCCCCCUCUCCUAGGGGAGGGCCGGAGGGGCGUCCGGGGGACCAAAGGGUCGGGAGGAGGCCGCGGAGGGUGGCGUCAGGGAGAGGCGCGCGGGGCCGCGGGUGAGGGGGCCGCGCGUCCGGGGAUCAGCUCCGCGGUCUGGGGAGGGGGCGCGCGCACCUUGCGGUUUUCCGCACCGGCUCGGUUCCCGGUGCGGGGUCGCGGCGGCGGCGGCGGCGGCGGCGGGAGGCGGAGGAUGCGGGCUCCAGGAACAGCGGCGCGAGCCCGGGAGGACGCGGGAGGAUGAAGAGGAGGCCGGCGGUCCGGCCGCGCGGCGCCGGGAGGAGGCGCAGGCGGCGGGGGCGGCGGCGGGCGGCGGCGGGCGCGCCGGGUGCGGGCCGGCUCCGGCGCGGAGGAUGAAGUGGAGCGUCCGCGGGGCCUGCGCCGCGCUUUCCUCCUGCCUGCUGCUCGCCUGCGCGCUCAGCGCCGCCGCGGUCGGCCUCAAGUGCUUCUCACUGGGCUCUGAGCUGCGCGGGGAGCCGUUCCGGCUAGGGGCGGCCGCCGGAGCCUUUUACUCGGGGUUGCUGUUGGCCGCCGGCCUCUCUCUGCUCGGCGCCGCCCUGCUGUGCUGCGGGCCCCGGGAGGCGCCCCUCGCCGGGUCAGGGGCCAGGCCGGGCCCGGGACUCAGGGUCCCAGCAUCUCCGGCGGGCGCCCCGGAGCCCUCUCCUGGAGAAACGCGGGCGGCUGCCGGGCCCUCCGGGCCGGUGAACAGCCAAAACCUGCUGCUCCUAGGCGUCCUGGUCUUCAUGCUCGGGGUUCUCAGCGCCUUUGCGGGAGCAGUGAUCGACGGCGACACAGUGUCCCUGGUGGAACGCAAGUACUCCCACUAUUGCCUGCCCCCGCGCACGCCGGCCGCUGGCCCUGGCCCGGCCGCUGGCUCUGUAGCCCCAGGCACUAGCACGCAGCGCUCCCGCAGCAACCUGGACAGCAACACGACCGCCAAAUGCCGCCAGCUGAAGGACUACCAGCGCGGCCUGGUGCUCUCCACUGUAUUCAACUCGCUCGAGUGCCUGCUGGGCCUGCUCAGCCUCCUGCUGGUCAAGAACUACAAGUCGUCGCAGGCCCGGCGCGGCCGCCGGGGCCGCCGGAGGGCAAGCCGAUCUUUGGCGCGACCGCGGGGCGGACCCGGGCUCCGCGCUCAGCCGCUAGCCUCCCGGACCCGGCGUGGCCGCCGGGGCAAAAGGGGGCGGCGGCUGCAGCCACGGCCCAGCGAGGCCUCCAUCCUAUCCCCGGAGGAGUCCAACUUCACCACCCCAGGAGAUUGCGCGAGCUUCGCGGCACACCACGCUGUGUCCUACAUCAACGUGGGCGUCUUCCACGCGUUUGACGAGGCGGGCGUGGAGGUGUGCUGUGGCGGGCACCCGUCUGUGGAACUGCCAGGGUAUGCGCCCUCCGACCCCGACCUCAACGCCUCCUAUCCCUAUUGCUGCCGGCCGCCCUGUGAGAUGGCGCGCCCUUGGGAGCCUAGCCGAGCCUGCUGAGUUCAGGCCCCAUCCCCUACAAGACAUCCAAAAGGGCAGCAGUCAGGCUUUGCUUGGUGUUGUGCCUGCGUGGGGCUUGGCACUUAUUCUGGCCCGGCCUUGUGAUAUCUGCCAGACUCUAGGAUACUAUGUGGUAUUCUCCUUUCUGUGAGGAAGUGUCUCCCUUCUGUGUCAUUCAUAUCCGGAUUCCAUUUAAAGUUUACAAUAAAUGUUUGGGUUGGGCUCGCUGAUCACACUUCUCUUAGUCGAGUCCAUACCCCAGAACUGUGCUUGGAGGUCCUGGGUCGAAUGGGCAAGAACAGAACGCCUAGCAAAGGUGAUUUCACGUAGAGGACCUCUGCUGAGAGUGCAAAGCGGUUGGCACUGUAGGAACAGAAGUAAAGAACAACCAACAGCAACACUUUGUACCUGGAUGUGCCUGCUUCUGUCGACACUUUCUUACUGUAAAGCUCUCCAUAAACAGUGAAAAAUGUUUGGUAAAUUUAUUGCAAUUUGACAUUGGUGAGUUCCUUUAUUAAAUUGAUUGCUAUGUUAUUGGAGAAUGUCCAUCAGCUUGGAAUUGGAGGAUGUCUACAUGCAAAUCAGCAUGGGGGAGAGUGACUGAAUUGGGACAGACAAAUGCUGAGUUAGAACAGCUGUGUUCUGCUAGCUGGUUGACUAGGUCCAACCUGUCUCUGAGCUAACAGCUGUGUGGAGAGACACUGAUGCCAGACCCCUGCAUUUCAGUUUUUGGAAACUGGUUGUGUGGUUUCUACUGCAAAGCAGUAGGCUUUAUUUUUGGUUAAUACAUAUGAACCGUUUAAUCCUAUUUUAAAAAAUCAAAGUCUUAGUUUUUCUGCAAAAUAAUUUUCCUGUUAACUCAAUAAUCUGGUGAUUUUAAUUAUAUAGCAUUUCAUUUAAAUACACCACUCUAAUAGCCUUAAUGAAUGUGAAGGACAUACCUUUAAGUGAGUAUAAUAUGCGUGUAACCAUUUACACACAAUAUGAAAUGAGUUCUAUAUGACUGGAGUGUCUCCAUCCUUCUGGUGGGCUGGCUGGGAGUCAAACGGGCUUUUAAGUCUUGGGAAAAGGUGAUCUGACCUCCAUGAGACCAGGCAGGUAGUGACUCACAGACUAGCUGGGAGCAGAGCUCUGACCAAAAAGGUGCUUCUUUUAUGUAGAGGAGGGCAACAGUUCCUCUGCAUGUGCAAAUUACCCAUGUAUCUACCAAGCACCACAGGCUAAAAGAGUAAUGGAAAUCCUGAGUAGUGUCUUCAGUGUGCAAAAGGCUACUUCUGUGAAGAGGAGGUCACAUGUUGUGUGAUAAGGCCUUUCUUCAAUCCCCAAAUGCCCUGCCCAGAGCUCCCCUGUAUCCCUGUGACUGUAAGCAGCCUACCCCACUUAUAACCUGGAUCACUGCCCUCUUGAGCUAGGACACUAGAGGAGGAAGGUGCCCAGUCCCAUUUCCAUGAAGAAGAGUGAGGUCUGAGCCAAGCUAUGGUGGUGAGAACUGGUCUCACCUCUGCUUAGACAUUUCCUUUGAAACUUGAGGAUCUGAUCAGUGUCAACAAGUUCAGUCCUGGCAGUUGUAUUUAAAGCAACCCAAAAGGCAGCCAUCACUCAUGGCUAGCUCUUUCCACUCUCACCUGUAUUGGACCUUUGAUCUCUUGGGGCAAGGAGAGAGAAGAGGCUAAACCUCCUGUUGUUGUCUAUUCAGUCCAGCUCUCCUGCAUAAGCUGAAAUAUUGCAAAUGGCAGUGUAAACCGACUGAAGAUCUACCCAAAUCCAAACAUGUGAUAUUGAUGGACAUUUACAGCUGAGAGCAGAGACCUCACAGGUGGCUACUGGCCAUUCUCUUGGGUCCAUUCAAAAGCCUUGUGGAUGAGCACAAGCAGCCUAGGUGGAGUGGGUCUAUGGGCUGCAUAGAUGAACCAAGAUCCAAAUUGGUCCUUUGGUUUUUUUCCCCCGGAGACAGUUAGUCAUGCACAUUUCACAUAGCUCUAAAUCUUAGAUGCCUCAUGAGUCUUUUAAAUUGUCUAUCAAGGCCAGUAGCCUCUCUACAUUUCAGAUUUUUGGCGGGAUGGGAGAGAACAGAAGUUUUGUAGAAAGGAUUUGGGUGGGCAAACCCAAAUACCAGGGAAGGCAGAGCAUUGUGAGAUCUGUGUAUAUUGUCUGAUCAGGGCAACAGGGGGACCUGGGGUGUGGGAGGUGAGGGCUUUCCCCUAGACCUGGGCAAAUAAGUCUCCCAAGAAAAAUGAAUUAGGUGAAUGUUCUGAGACUUGCUGUUCCUAACUCCCAAGCACAUAAAUAUUGCUAGUUCCACUUUUUCCAAGGUGGAUAUGAGAUAUGUGAGGUAGCAAAGUUUCACUUUCAAAGUUUACUGGAAAAAAGAAACCUUGUAACUCUUAUUGUUAAAAGUAGUUUCCUAGAAAGAGCAGUUCUCAGUGGAGAGGUCUCGAGGCUGUUAUCACCUCACUUUGCAUUCCAACUCACAGCAGGUUUAUUCAUGUCCUCCCUUCUUUAAUGAAGUUUUAAGUAGUUGUCCAAGGCUAAUUCUUUGUGCUACUUGGAAAAUAAGUUUCUUCUUGGCCUUUCUUCCAAAAUUAGACACAAACACAUCUUAGUGUUUUUACAUGCUAAGUAUUAGUUGUAAGGCAUUGUUUGUUCAGCAGUAGAAGCUCACUGUCCUUAGGGCUGGGGGCUUAGUUUUAAGAGGCUAGGACAUGGCAUGGACUUGGGCAGAUGUCAAACAAGCCUUGUUUUCUUUUUGUUUUUGUUUUUGUUUUUUAUAGAAUCAGUGGACACUGGUGCCUGGGUUUUUAAUGCAUUGCCUCAGAAGGAUGUUCUGUUCUGGGUGACAUAAAGUAAUACUACACAGCUGAGUCUUUGGAUGAAAAUUCAGUUAAACAAUCAUUUAACAACCAUUUAACCAGCCAAAUGUUUGGUUGUGAAUUUCAAAGUGCUGAUGCCUGACAAUCUGAUGAAUUAAAGGGGCAAACCUUGAAUCCUUAUGCACACAUGCAUAUGUAUAUGCUUGUAUAUACCAGGAUGCACAUACCACAUGACAGAACAUGAAUGAUUUUGCAUACAGUAACAUAUACAUAAGUGUUUAUGCUCACUAAUGAAUGCACAUACACAUGUGCAUAUCUGCAUGAACAUGCACAUAUAGCCUCUUGCAUGUUUGAGGGUCAGGCCAAAUAAGUGAAGUAUGGGCAUCAGAGAGAGAGUGUGGCAUCCAUUCUUGGCUUUGUGGGCUGGCUGUGGGCCCCUGAUCUUGUAUUUCUCUCUCUGCUGCAGUAUGUCAUAGGAUGAACAUGCAGGAACCUCUGAGGACAUAGCUAAGUGGGAACAGGCAAAUACAGAAGACCAUCUCCAGUGUCAAGGCAUCUCAGUGGGUUCAUGGUGGGAUGUUCUGGGACCUGGGCAAGGGUUAGGCUAUCAGGCUGAAUUCCCAGGCUCAGAACCUGCUACAUGCAACUCCAGUGAUGGCCACUUGGCACCUUCUUUUGAAGAUGGGCUCAUCCUACAGUAUCCCCAAAAGUCAUCAUCACCCAAAAUAUUUCUUCUCACUACAAACUCAGAGAAGAGUAAUAAAUGGCAGAGACCUUAUGGACAAUAAGCAUGUAGAGUUAAGAACUAGGAGCUUAUAUACCUGUUCCAUCUGAGAGUCUCAUGCAGUCUCAUGUCAACAGGUAUAAUAUCCAAAGGCCCAGUGUCCCUGCUUGGUUUACUGCCUAAUCAAAAGGGAGAAAGAAAUGAAUUUAGGACAACAGCAAGCAACUAUCCUUAUUUUCUCAAGAUUGAAUUCUGAGCAACUCCUGGGAUAAAAGGAGAAGCUUCGUGAUUCUGUUGAUAAACUUCCUUCCAGAGGGAGACAUAAACCUCCUCCUCCUAAGGUCCCAACAACAAACUGAGGUAUGAUUUACUAGAGCUCACUUUGAGGAACCAAUGAGUUUAUUGAGCUUAUAAAGCAUAGGUGAAAGGUGUGGGUGUUCCCUACCAAAAGCCCCUCCCCCAUUGGAAAGAGUUGACUCAGCAGGGAUGCCAGCUUUCCCAUAGUCACAUCAAUGCACCUCUCCCCCAAACAACCCCCAGUCUUCCCUGGCUUGUGUAGCCUAGCCUCUCCCUGAGGCCAUGUGCUGUUAAGGCAGAGUUACAUAGAGCAGGCAGUAUGGAGUAUCUUGACAGAGUCAGCAAACUUCCAAAGACGUGAGUUAUUUGGCUAGGAAGAUUGUCAAGGAUAGCAGUCCCAUGGCAAAUGUGUCCAACACAGUAUUCUUAGUCUCUGUGCUUUAGAUUUUAUACUUGUGGUUUUCUCUCAGAGAAUUUCUGAUCUUGUAAUAUUUCACUUUAUCAGUCAUUGAUCCUCAAUGGAAUGUCACUGUUGGAUCAAUAAAAUCUCUUUUUAAAACA